Molecule: messenger RNA, 3129 nt
Organism: Closterium sp. NIES-65
Lineage: Eukaryota; Viridiplantae; Streptophyta; Zygnematophyceae; Desmidiales; Closteriaceae
Source: the annotation of a GenBank genome assembly
AUGCAAUCCUCGCGACGGCCGUCGCUCACCGGCGGGCGCAGCUACGAGAAGGCGCGGCGGGAGGGGCAGGAGCUGUACCGGAGGAAGGAGUACGCGGCGGCGGCGGAGAGCUACGGGGAGGCGAUGCUGGCGCUGCUGCGCGAGGCGGGGCGCGACGACGCGACGAAGCGGUCGCUGCAGGCCGUGCUCCUCGCCAACCGUGCCAUGUGCUUCCGCUACCUGGGCAGGAACGAGGAGGCGAUACGCGACUGCCACGCGGCACUGGCGUCCGACUUUUGCGCGGGCCAGACGCUGCUGCACAUCGAGGAGGUUCUCGAGGAAUGCGGCGACCUUCGCGGCGCGCUCGCGUGCCACGUGGCGUCCGUGCAGCGCGCGCUGGAUGAGCGGCCGAGCGGCGAGAUUCCCACGGAGGAGGCGACGGAGGUGGAGCGCGUGCGACGGCAGCUGAUUGGCGAGAGAGAGCUGGCGAUUCAGUGGAAGAAAGUUCCCGCCAAGGGCAAACCGCCGCUCGGCGCGCAGAUGUCGGCGGUGGAGUGGCGCGGGCAGGUGAUUCUGUUCGGCGGCACGGACCGCAGCCACAACCUGCUGCCCAACGACCUCCACAUCUUCGAUACGUACAAGUCCGAGUGGCUGCUCGUCCACAUCCCCGGCCUGCGCCCCGCCGCGCGCGCCGGCCACCGCGCCGUGGUCCACGGCGACUGCAUGUACGUCUGCGGCGGCGGCCACUCGACGGAUUUCGACAUGUGGCGGCUCGAUCUGGUGACCAUGGACUGGGAGCCCGUGCCGGCUGCGCCGGGGCUGCCGGCCGGGUCGACCGACGACGAAUCAGAGCAACGCUCCGACGAGCAUCCCGCUAACUUGGCGGGUCAGGAGCUGGCGACGCGGGGCCAGGCGCCGCCGGGAUUGGUGCAGCACAGCGUGUGCGUCGUUGACGGUCGGCUGCUCGUGUGGGGCGGCUUCGUUGUCGGCCGGCCGCCGCUCGAGCGGCACGCUAACCGGCAGCACCUGUACGAGUUCGACUUCGAGACGGGCGAAUGGCGGCGCGACACGUGGCAGGGGGACUACCUCCCGAAGGCGUAUCAGGACCGCGGCGUGGGCACGUGCGCGGGCGUCGCGAGUUGCAGGGAGGGCGGCAGGAGUGAGUUGGUUGAGAUCAUGUCGUUCUUUGGAAGCCGCAAGACGCUCGUGCCGCGAUCCGGGCUCAUCAUGGACGAGUCGACCGCCACCGUCGAUCGCCUCCUGCUGGGCGAGCGCCGAUGGCAGCCCGUGCCGCUGCUCGGGCCGCGCGUGCCCGCGGCGCGGUCGGAGGCGGCGUUCCUGUCGCUGCCGGAUUACGCGGCGACGCUGUGCGUGGGCGGGUACUAUGAAGGUGCGAUUCACCGCGACGGCUGCCGGUACUACGGCGACGCGUGGCUGUGGCACCACGACCUGGGCAUCUGGUCGCCGCUCGCCGCCAAGGGCGACGACUUCCGCGCCGGCGCGCACUUCUGGCUCGUGCAGCGCAACGACGGCGCCGUCUUCGCGGGCGGCGGCUUCUGCGGCACGCCCAUCACGACCAUGUUCGGAGCGGUCUACGAGGCCACCAUCGUUGCGCCCAAAGUGCGCCGUCCGCCGCCCCCGCGCGCCCCUGCGCGCUCCCUUCCCCUCGCCCACCCCAUCCCGCCUGGCUCCCCGCUCCUAGCUCUCCCCGCGCCCCCUUCCGCCGCGCCCAUUCUUGCGCUCCCCUGGGGCUCUUCCCCUUCCCCUGGGCGCGGAACUUCCGCCUCCUCCUCCCCCUCCCCCCCGCCGCACUCCUCCCCUCGUCCCCUCUCCGCCUGCUCCUCCUCCUCCUCCCUGCGCACGCCCGGCACGCCGCUCAUGCCCAUCGUGCGCUCCGCGUCCGCCGCCGCGUUCCGCCAAGGCGCGCGGUCGAGCGCGCACGGGGAAGGGGAGAAGCUGGGCGCGGCGGGGGGAAUGGUCGUGAUGAGCCGCUGCAACACCCUCCCCGCGCAGUACUCUCCGCCAGGCGAGGGAAUGGCGGGGGGAGAGGGCGGCGCGGGCGCGGGCGGAGGCUUCAGCGCGUGGGACGAGAGGCAGCUGGCGCUGGGAUCCGCUGACGUCAGUACGGAGCAUCACGACGCGAACGUGCGGUUCAAGGCGAAAGAGGAGGCGCCGUUCGAGGCGCCUUUGGGAUCAAUCAACAUCAAGAUUCUUAAGCUCGAGUUUGAACGACGGCGUGAGAACCGGCUGAAGACGAAAGCAGAGAUGGCGGCGGCGGGCGCUAUGGCGGCGAUGCGGCGCGUGAGGGCGCAGCAGGGGGAGCAGAUGGGCGCAGGGGUGGCGCAGUCACUACUGCUGCACGUGCGAAUGAGACAAAUCGACCCGCCCAUCUGGAGGCGCAUGGAGGUGUCGGGGCACAUGACGCUCCGCCAGUUCCACAAGCACGUGCUGCGCCUCUCCAUGGGCUGGGCCAGGGACCAUCACGCCUACAAGUUCCGGUCCUCCUCAGGCCCGUGCCCCGGCGUGUGGUUCGGGCCGACCCUGUCUGCCGCACCUGACUUCGCCCUGGCGCGCAUGCUGGGGCAGGGCUUGGCGGACGACAACUGUGUGCUGCUGGGGGAGAUGCUCGUCAAGGAGGGCGACCGCAUGGCGUAUGUGUAUGACCUCACAGACCGCUGGGAGCACGAGAUUGUGCUGCUGCACGCCACACCCGGCAUGCCACACCGCCCUCUGAGAGCGGAGGUGGUGGAUGGGUGGGGGGCAUGUCCCCCAGAGGACGUGGGGGGAAUGGGGGGAUACCUGCGGCUGCUGGAGAGAGUGCGCAGCAGCCAUGGCAGCAAGCGAGAUGCUGCAUGCACACGGGUGCUCCGGGCCGCUAAUAAGAGUCACCUUGACUCGUUUGACCCCACCAAUUUCCCUCUCAACGCCUGCAGAGCAGCCUUGGAGAAGCACCUAGCAUCAGCGGCUCUCACCCUGCCAUCCAACCACCUCGACCCCCCCCCACCACUCGCACACGCCACAUCAGCUGCCACAUCAGCAGCACCGGCACCAUCAGACCGCCAGGUCACCGCACCGUGGCAGCAGCCCCCACCGCAGCCCUCGACCAAUCACAAGCAGCUCAAGUUUCGGCAGCAGCGUCAGCAGCAGUAG